This is a messenger RNA of Lampris incognitus (smalleye Pacific opah), 1258 nucleotides long. It is a transcript of the gene med20, whose product is annotated as mediator complex subunit 20. The record is from RefSeq and is a predicted model, not a curated record. Bases 22 to 657 code for a protein of 211 amino acids. The transcript has 4 exons. Gene Ontology annotation, molecular function: transcription coactivator activity. NCBI's taxonomy places the organism in Eukaryota, Metazoa, Chordata, Actinopteri, Lampriformes, Lampridae. Gene Ontology annotation, biological process: regulation of transcription by RNA polymerase II. Gene Ontology annotation, cellular component: mediator complex.
UGGUUACUGGCGGCGAAAUCAAUGGGGGUCACUUGUGUGUGCCAGGUGCCUGUUGCGGAGGGGAAGAGUGUACAGCAGACAGUAGACAUACUGCACAAGAAACUGGAACAGCUUGGUGCUGUGAAGCAGGGAAGCUUUUGCGUUGACUGUGAGACAUACCAUGCCACAGGAAAUGUCAGCGGUCAGCCGACCAAGCUUCUGUAUGUGAUGCACAACUCUGAAACUCCGCUGAGCUGCCUUGCCCUGUUUGAAGGAGGACCUUGCCUCACAGCAGAUGGAAACUUUGAUGUGCUCAUGGUGAAGCUGAAAAGUCACUUCCAAAAUGCCAAGGGACACAAGGUGGAGUGCCGUGGUUCCAGAUACCGCUACUGUGACUUCCAAGUGAAAGUUGGCACUGUAACAAUGAGCUCCAGUGCGAGAGGGAUAUCAGUAGAGGUGGAUUACUGUCCAUGUGUGAUUCCAGGAGACUGCUGGAACCUAAUGAAAGAGUUCAUGCAAAGCUUCCUUGGCUCCAAUGUCCCGGAGCUGCCUUCUGUGUUUGCUACCAAGCCUGAGGGCCUUUAUGCCCCUGCAGACUGUGUUGACACCAUGACUCAGUACUUAGAGUUGUUUAACAAACUGCGUAAACUGCAGAUCCCAGGAGGCAAUAUGCGUUGAGACCUCAUUAACCGCAGAGCAAAGCAGAUGUUUGUUUGUAUUACUGCUUCAUAAUUCGGAUCCUAUGAAUCACCAAGGACUUCAGGGAUUGAUUACACCCAAGGAUUUUUUUUUCCAUUUUGGGAGACUGGGCAUGGCACUGCACUCUCAUUCAAAUAAAACAAUUUCAUAAACACAAGUGACCACAGAGAAUAGAAACCAUAGUUCAUGUGGCAGACGUGAUGACCUUGAGAUUUCAGACCUGAGUUACUUUGUUUAGAACUAUGUACAAUUACACGUCUUACUGCUUUUCACUACUUACUGCUAUCUUAAGAAGAAAAGAAAGGAAGCCACUUUAUUUUGUCAUUGUAGGUUACAAUGAAAUGUGUUCUCUGCAUUUAACCCAUCCUGUUGUAUAGGAGCAGUUGGCAGCUGCAGUGCCCAGGGACCACUCCAGUUCUUCUUUCCAUUGCCUUGGUCAGGGGCACGGGCAAAAGUUGUUGUAUUAACCCUAAUAUUUAAACAGAAACUUAAAAUGGAAGCUAUCAGUCGAUGUUAUGAACAGAACCAUCUUACAUUGUUAGUUAUGGGUAAAUAAAAGCAAUCGAUACUUUUGUUUUAA